This is a messenger RNA of Entamoeba histolytica HM-1:IMSS, 1065 nucleotides long. RefSeq lists its product as uncharacterized. The record is from RefSeq and is a predicted model, not a curated record. The coding region runs from base 1 to 1065 and encodes 354 amino acids. The transcript has a single exon. NCBI's taxonomy places the organism in Eukaryota, Evosea, Mastigamoebida, Endamoebidae.
AUGCAAUUAGGAUAUAAUGAAAUAAUGAUUGUCUCGAAGUAUUUUAAAGAUAUUAAUGAUUUUAUUAAUUUAGAAAUGGGAGUUAAAAGAUUUAGAGGAAAUAUGGAACGAUUUCAUUUUAAUCCAAUUCCAUUGAAUCAAUAUUCAAGAAAAUUGUUUCCUAAUAUUGAAACAUUUCAUAUUUAUAAUAAAGAAGAUGAAAUAUUUAAAGAAGGAAAAAUAUUUAAAUAUGUAAUAUGGUAUAAAGUGAGUUAUUCAAGAUAUUUAAAAGAGAAAGAAGAAAUGAAUGAAUAUAAAAAUAUCGCAUAUACAGAAGAAGAUAGAAAUACAUAUGGAAAUACAAUACCAAUAGAAGUUAAUUCACUUGAAGAUUUUUGUUUUUAUAGAUGUAAUGAUAUUCAAUCAAUUGAAAUACCAACAAGUGUAAUUGAAAUAGGAAAUGGAUGUUUUAAUGAAUGUUCAUCAUUAGAAUCAAUUAAUAUACCAACAAGUGUAAAUGAAAUAGGAGAUAGUUGUUUUAGUGAAUGUUCAUCAUUAGAAUCAAUUAAUAUACCAACAAGUGUUAUUGAAAUAGGAUAUGGAUGUUUUGCAUAUUGUACAUCAUUAACAACAAUUAAUAUACCAACAAGUGUAAUUGAAAUAGGAAAUAGCUGUUUUGAAGAAUGUUCAUCAUUAACAUCAAUUAAUAUAGAAGAUGUAAAAUAUAUAAGUGAAGAAAGAAUAUUUAUGAAUGAACCAAUGUUAAUUAGUAUUGAAAUACCAAAGAAUUUAAAAAUAAUAAAUGGAAAGAAUAUUGAAAAGAAAGAUAUUAAUGAAUUUAACAUUCCAUCAACAAUUACUAAAUUAGGAGAUAGUUGUUUUUCUGAAUGUUAUUCAUUAACAACGAUUGAAAUACUAACAAGUGUAAUUGAAAUAGGAAAAUAUUGUUUUGUUGGAUGUUCAUUAACAACAAUUAAUAUUCCAUCAUCAAUUACAUCAUUUGGAUAUGGUUGUUUUUAUCAUUGUGGAUGUGAAAAAAAGUUAAAGAAGAAUAAAUCAAUACCAGAAUAUUGCUUAAAAAAAUAA